UCGCGAGAAUGUACGCGACCUUGUUCGUCAGUUCCAUGAUGGCUGAAGAUCCCGGAGGAGCUUUCUUUAAUUUCACCCUCAUUUUUAUCGUUUUUUCGUUACCUCUGCUGGAAAGAUGGCAGGGCACACAGCCUCGAUAAACGGCCAUAGACCCCCGCUGUCGUCAUGCCCAAGAAAGGGAACCGAAAACGGCUGAAAUUUAGAGCCGAGGAUGUUUGCUCGGAGUCAGUAACUGUGGCUGACUAUGCCAACGCCGAUCCCGCCAUCGUAAAGUCGGGAAGAGUUAAAAAGGCUGUUGUUAAUGCAAUUGAAAAAGAAGUGAAAUUACUCUGUGGGCUUGAGGCAUCCCAGGGUCCUGUGCAGGAAGUGCUCUCCUCUGCAGCUGGUGUGAGUAAUACAGCCCGUGAGAGCAGUGAUGAACUGGACUCAGAGGAAGGGGAUGAAAUCAAAGGGUCCCGCAAAAAGAAAAACAAAAGAUGCAAAGAAAACAGUGAGUGCAUAGAUGGAGAGGAGUAUCCCAUUGAUAUUUGGCUUCUGCUUGCUGCAUACAUUCGGCCAGAAGACGUCUGCAGAUUCUCCUUGAUCUGCAAGAAUGCUUGGACUGCCACGUGCACAGCUGCAUUUUGGACACGACUCUACAAAAGGCACUAUAAUCUUGAUGCAGACCUCCCCGAUCGCCUUCAACCUGAUUCUGUUGCAAAGAUGCGUUGUCUUCGUGCACGUGUUAUUCGCUCGCUUUUUCACUUAUAUGAGCCCUUUAGCUUGCGGGUGUCCAAAAGCCCUCCUCUCCCUGAAUCUACACCUACCACACUCCUCAAUUCCAAGUGUUUGUUGUGUUGGGUCAACAAAGUUUCUGGAAGUAGGUCAGAGCUGAUGUGGGAGUUCAACUUCAAGUUUGUGAAACUGCCAACCAAGGGCAAAAACGGAUGUGGUUUGAGUCUUCAGCUGCCCAAGCAGUAUAAAGAUGUUCACACUAAUCCAGACUCGGACUGUUAUCUGCUGCGGGUCACUACCCUCAAUUUCAUUUUCACUUCUGUUGUGAUGGGCAUGACGUUAACUUUGUUCACCAUUAAUGUGAGCACAGACAUGAGGCACCACCGAGUGCGCCUGGAUUUCCAGGAUUCACCAGUCAUUCGAGGGAAGAAGUUUAGGGGUGAACAAGGGGUGCAGGUGGUGCUGGACCCUGUCCACAGCGUGCGCCUCAUGGACUGGUGGCACCCUCAGUACCCCACAUCCUCAUAUAAUUAGACUGAACUCCAAUCUUCUCAGUUACAAAAACAUUGCAGAAGACAAUUGAGGCCUGUUUCAACCAACCCUAAAGUCCUGGCUUGGCAGUCUUUUUUUUUUUCUGCUGAAUUUUACUCGUUGCACUUAGUGUGCUGCUUUUUAUAGUGUGCUGAUCUGUAGUCCAAACUCAGGGUGUCAUGACAAUGUAUGUGGCAAUUGACUUUAAUAGUCUGGGUACUUGCCAUAUUAAAUUUGAUAAAAAUUCAAACAAAGUGGCUGCACGAUAGAAGUACACAAGUUAGAAGUCAAUUCAAUAUGUCAUGAUGCCAUUGUCCAACUAUUUUUUUUUUCCCCCUCUUUUCCUGAAUGAUCAAAUUCCUAAUUCACAACAAUGUGACCCUCUGAACAGACUCUGCUUGCCGCCCUCAGUUUUUAUAGCAAAAGUCUUUUCAAAUUAAGUAUGGCAUCUACCCCAGUACAUGGUAUAAUUUUUUGCCCCUUGAGUAUGAUUUAGAAAAAUCAGCAUUGAGUUAUAACACUUGCAUAGUAGGGUUUGCAUGACUCUAAUCUUGAAUCAUAUGUUAAUAGUCAGUUGUUGGUUUUAGUUUUUUUCUUCAAUAGCAUUCCCAAGAUUCACCUUAACUGUAGAUUUCUUAUUCUGCCUCUCUGCAAAUUUAUAAAUGGGUAAACUGGAUGACCAUUCAAUCUAUCAAAAAGAAAAAAAAAACAAACAAACAAAUUAUCUAUUAAGGCUGGUCAGCUCUAGAGAGGUGUAGUGUAACGCAUGUUGAAUACCUUUAGCUUGGUGUUAGGUUUAGGGACAAAAGCUAAGAUUUUAUGUAUUCGGUGCUUUCUGUGGAGGCCAUUCUGAGUUCAGCUUUGCUACUGUGCAUGUUUGCCUAGUUAAAUCGUGUCUAAUUGACGGCAUUGGCAAGGGCGUUUCUAGGUGUUGUAGAUAUUAAAGUGUCUUUGGUUAAGAGAAUGUUAUUGUUUGUGAUCAAGAGAAGUUAUUAAAUCUAUAGAUAAAAUCCAAAGUCAACAUUUAUUUCCUUAUUACAAUCAAAUCCAGAAGUUGUGCUUUUGUGAAGUAAAUUCUAUGUUUCUUUUCAUUUGAAGCUUGCGUUUUGUUUUAGAAUGGAAAACGAAGGCACUGAUGUUUCACUUUAUUAAAAAAUGCACACCAUAAUCAGUGUGUUUUUUUGUGGUUCUGUCCUGUAUGGGAAAGAAUAGGAUCAAUACUGACACCCUGUGGGCCAAUCUGAAGCAACAACUGAACCCAACCACUGAAAAUCUGCAAUUGCAAUAGAUUUUUUAUUAUUAUUAUUUUAAAUUCAGAUCAUGUAGAUUGUCUUUGGUUGUAAUGCCACUGAACUUAUUUAUUAA
Messenger RNA from Sinocyclocheilus anshuiensis, 2610 nucleotides. RefSeq names its product transmembrane protein 183A-like. Gene Ontology annotation, biological process: regulation of protein stability. The coding region runs from base 166 to 1248 and encodes 360 amino acids. The record is from RefSeq and is a predicted model, not a curated record. Gene Ontology annotation, molecular function: protein binding. Gene Ontology annotation, cellular component: SCF ubiquitin ligase complex. NCBI's taxonomy places the organism in Eukaryota, Metazoa, Chordata, Actinopteri, Cypriniformes, Cyprinidae. The transcript has 8 exons.